Molecule: messenger RNA, 1419 nt
Organism: Coniophora puteana RWD-64-598 SS2
Lineage: Eukaryota; Fungi; Basidiomycota; Agaricomycetes; Boletales; Coniophoraceae
Product: EF Tu GTP binding domain-containing protein
Exons: 5
Coding region: 1-1419 (472 amino acids)
Biological process (GO): translation
Molecular function (GO): GTPase activity; GTP binding
Source: RefSeq, a predicted model, not a curated record
AUGGGCCGGCUGCUGUACGAGCUCGACCACGUCGACGAGAAGACGCGGAUGUCGAACCAGCGCGAGAGCAGCAAGGCGGGGAAGAGCAGCUUCGGGUGGGCGUGGGAGAUGGACAACACGCAGGAGGAGCGGAGCCGGGGGAUCACGAUGGACAUCGCGCAAAAGGCGCUCGCGACGGCGCACCGGCAGGUGACGGUGCUCGACGCGCCGGGGCACAGGGACUUUAUCCCGAACAUGAUCUCGGGCGCGGCGCAGGCGGACUGCGCGCUGCUCGUCGUGGACGCGACGACGGGCGAGUUCGAGGCGGGCUUUGAGCGCGGCGGGCAGACGCGCGAGCACCUUGUGCUCGUGCGCAGUCUCGGUGUCGCGCAGGUUGUCGUUGCUGUGAACAAGCUCGACCAGGUUGGGUGGGCCCGUGCGCGGUACGAGGAGAUAUGCGCGCUGCUCCGCCCGUUUUUGGUGCAGUCUGGGUUUGCGCCGGCCAAGACGGCGUUUGUGCCCGUGGGCGCGAUCCUGGGCGUGAACCUUGUGGAUCGGGAGAGCGAGGAGGGGAAGGCGUUGUCGGUGUGGUACAAGGGACCUACGUUGGUGGAUUUGCUUGACAAGCUGGAGCCGCCCGCGCGAGACAUCAACUCGCCGUUACGGCUGCCUCUGUCCAAUGUUUUCAAGGGCCAAGGUAGCGGUGUCGGCGUCACGGGUCGGAUAUGCGGCGGCGUCGUGCAGGUGGGCGAGCGUGUUCGCGUGCUCCCCGGCGACGAGUCUGCGAUUGUGAGGACGAUUGACGUCGAGGAGAACUCUGUUCCGUGGGCUGCUGCAGGCGCGAACGUGACGAUGUACCUGACGAGCAUCGAUCCGAUCCAUCUCAAUGUGGGGAGUGUGCUCUGUCCGGCGAACGACGUUGUCCCGCUCGCGGUGACGUUCUCGGCGCGGAUAAUCGUGUUUGAUAUACAGCUGCCUAUCACGGCUGGCGCUUCCGUGGAGAUCUUUCAUCAUUCGCGAGAUGUGCCAGCUACCAUCUCAAAGCUGGUCGCAACACUGGACCGCGCGACUGGUGUCGUGGCCAAGAAGAAUCCACGUGUCCUCGCAAAAGGCGUCUCCGCCGAAGUCGAAAUCAGCCUGCGCGCUGGUACGCUUUCAGGGCCCACUGCGUCGACGAAGCCUAUGCCGCUCGAGACGUUCGCCGCAAACAAGGACAUGGGUCGUAUUCUCAUCCGGCGCGGAGGGGAGACGAUCAGUGCCGGUGAGCUGUCUGAUCGAUGUGCUUCUUCAUGUCUGACCGUUGGACAGGCAUCGUGCUUGACAUUCUUUCCUGAUUGCGUGAGACUUGGAGACUUUCAUACACGUUCGAUUCCAGAAACAAAAAGUGUUACAGCAAUGUUCCGCAAUGCAUGUGAACCGCGUAGUCUAGAGCGAGUAUAA